GGAUAUAGUUACCACUUCAGUGUCAGGCGCAGUAUUUCUGCAAUGUUCUUUUUUGUUUCGUUGAUAAGUAUCCUUUGGUUUUUUAAAUGUGGAGAUGGGAAGCUUGCCUCUAUGCAUCCUGUUUUAAUCGCUCGUUCUUCUUUGGAUUGGAUGCCAAGCAGAAUUAAUUCCCUUUAUUCUGACGUCGGAGCAUGGAGCGGAAAGUUUCGACCAGUUAUGGAUGAAAUAGAAUCGGAUGAAGCUUUGAGAUUUUAUCAAUUCCUAAAUUAUUUAGACGGAGGCAGUUUCGGUACAGGCCCCAUAGAUGAAUUCGUAGACGCAAUGUACAGGUUAGCCAGUUAUAUGAAACAACAAAACAGUAGAGAAACACAAGUGAGAGGUAUGCGAGAACUCGAAGCAAUUAAUGGUGAAAAAGGUAAUAGUAUCAAAACCGUUUUAGAAAUCAGCACGGUAAUAAUGAGGAAGAAGCGAAAAUUUUUCUGCACUGGUGAAGUGAAGGAGCCAAUUGUUAAUAAUAAAAUAAUAUGUAAAGAUAGAAUUUUAUUGCCUAUUGCUGGGACUUCGUGUAGAGAUGCAAUCAUGUAUUGGCAUCCAGAUUUAACAGAGGAGCACUACUGCGUUGGCGCGCUAGAGUCAAAAAGUCCUGUUCAUAUAAUGGAUAUAGAAGGUGAAAUGUUUUGUAAAGGUGACGACUAUUCUAAAAGAGAAUAUUUGCUAGCGUGUGACUUCUAUGAAGACCAAGAAGCCCCAGUUGCGGAUUUACUUCAAUAUUACCCCGAUCCAGAUCCUGAAAUAAGUCCUAAACUAUUCUGAUA
Papilio machaon (common yellow swallowtail) is the source of this 815-nucleotide messenger RNA. RefSeq lists its product as uncharacterized. The transcript is spliced from 7 exons. The coding region runs from base 43 to 813 and encodes 256 amino acids. The record is from RefSeq and is a predicted model, not a curated record. Lineage: Eukaryota; Metazoa; Arthropoda; Insecta; Lepidoptera; Papilionidae.